CUUCCCCGGCCGGAAUCCCACCAGACCAACCGCAGCAAGGGCACCCACACCACCUCCACCUCCUCGCCGUCGAAAGGAAUCCAAAGGGAUCAGCGAACCGGCGGCGGCGAUGGGGAUCGGGGAGCACUUCGAGGGCGUGAAGCAGCACUGGGCGCGCAACCUCGCCUUCCUCGACUACUUCAAGAAGGUCUACGGCCGCGCCGAGCCCCUCCCCAAGUGGUCCGACGCCGACGUCGAGGAGUUCAUCGCCUCCGACCCCGUCUACGGGCCCCAGCUCAAGGUCCUACGGGAGUCGAGGAAGUUCGCGCUCGGCGGGGCCCUCGUCGGCGCCGCCCACCUCGGCGGCGUGGCGUUCAAGUACUCCAAGGCGCCGCACGGCGUCUUGCUGGCGACCGGGUUCGGGGCGAUCACCGGUGCCGUGCUGGGAGCCGAGGUGGCGGAGCACUGGUACCAGCUCUACAAGGUGGACAAGCAGGGGGCCAACCUCAGGUUCAUCUACUGGUGGGAGGACAAGGUCUCAGGUCAGAAGAGCUGAACCACAUUAAAUGAUGCUGAUGUGAGCAUACCAGCUUGACAAAACAGUGAUGCCUCUUCUGUGGAAUUCAUAGUUUUUGCUUCCUAGUUUUUUUCCAAUAAGGUGUGUAUUGGUUGUGGAACCAACUGGACGAUGUACCUUGCUCUCUAUCAUGAGUGAUGUUUAUCCUGAUCUUUCCAAAGACAUGGUUUCUUGAAUGAAUAUUUUGCAGCUAGUAGUUACAAUUGAUCUUGGAUAAAUAAAAAAGGCUGCACGCUGCAUUCAAAACCAUUUAGUGUUCCUGUAUGUAUACAACUGGUCUCGAGGGCUGAAGUUAUGACAUCGGUUUCUGAAGUUGCAGUUUCUUCUA
Setaria italica (foxtail millet) is the source of this 884-nucleotide messenger RNA. Its product is annotated as succinate dehydrogenase subunit 6, mitochondrial. Lineage: Eukaryota; Viridiplantae; Streptophyta; Magnoliopsida; Poales; Poaceae. The record is from RefSeq and is a predicted model, not a curated record. The coding region runs from base 110 to 535 and encodes 141 amino acids. The transcript is spliced from 4 exons.